AUGUGGUGGAUGACCAAGAACCACAAUCCUUCGGGCGCAAGUGACGGAAGCGAAAACAUCCAAUCGUGGAACUUGGAGCAGCAUGCAGUCUACAUGGCAACGGUCGCAAAGCAUUUCAAGGAUAACUGGGGAGUCGAAUUCGAAACUGUGGACCCUUUCAACGAGCCGAGUGCGAACUGGUGGAAGGCUGACGGCACUCAAGAAGGAUGCCACGUUGAUGUGUCCACCCAAGCCAAGAUCGUCGGUUAUCUCGACACGCAGCUCUCGAAUCGUGGGCUCUCAACAAAGAUCGCCGCCUCAGAUGAGUCGUACUACGAUCAAGCUGCCACCACGUUGAAGACAAUCGGCAGUAGCGCACUCAGCAAGAUCGACCGGAUCAAUGUUCAUGGCUACCAGUACGGAAGCGGCGACCGCGCCGGUGUUCACACACUGGCUACACAGGCCGGGAAAUCUCUCUGGAACAGCGAAUACGGUGAUGGCGUGGCUUCUGGCGAGAACCUUGCCAAGUACCUCUUCCAGGAUCUUCGCCAGCUGAAGCCUACGGCGUGGGAGUACUGGCAAGUCCUCGACCAGGGAGGCUGGGGUCUCAUCGACGCGGACAAUGAUGCGAAAACACUGGGUAAAUCGACACAAAAGUACUACGUGCUUGCGCAGUUCGCCCGGCACAUGCGCCCGGGUAUGAAAAUCCUCGAUGGUGGCCGAGACAACGUCGUCGCUGCCUACGAUGCUAGCAAGUCGUUGUUGGUCAUCGUGGCCGUGAAUUGGGACGCUGCACAGUAUAUCAACUUUGAGCUGUCGGGGUUCUCGGGGCGUCCUUCAUCCGGCGCAACUGUCUCGAGGUGGAGCACCCAGAUCGGGAGCGGCGAUCGUUACGUGCAACAUCUCGAUACCACGAUCAGUGGCACAAAGUUCUGGUCGAAGUUCGAGAAGAACAUGGUGCAGACUUUCGAAGUAACAGGGAUCAAGUUGUAG
Alternaria ethzedia is the source of this 972-nucleotide messenger RNA. RefSeq lists its product as uncharacterized. NCBI's taxonomy places the organism in Eukaryota, Fungi, Ascomycota, Dothideomycetes, Pleosporales, Pleosporaceae. Bases 1 to 972 code for a protein of 323 amino acids. The transcript has 2 exons. The record is from RefSeq and is a predicted model, not a curated record. Gene Ontology annotation, molecular function: hydrolase activity, hydrolyzing O-glycosyl compounds.